Molecule: messenger RNA, 561 nt
Organism: Phalaenopsis equestris
Lineage: Eukaryota; Viridiplantae; Streptophyta; Magnoliopsida; Asparagales; Orchidaceae
Product: hydrophobic protein LTI6B
Exons: 2
Coding region: 16-267 (83 amino acids)
Cellular component (GO): membrane
Source: RefSeq, a predicted model, not a curated record
AAACAGCUCUCCUCGAUGAGAUUAGCGUUCAGUUAUUCUUCCUCCUCCACCCUUCGUUUUUCUCUCAGUUCGCUGCAGAUUCUGAUCAGUGUAAAGAUGUCAGAAGGAACAGCAAAUUGCAUCGACAUACUCUUAGCUAUUAUCCUCCCUCCACUCGGUGUCUUCCUCAAAUUUGGCUGCAAGGCUGAGUUCUGGAUCUGCCUUCUUCUCACUAUAUUAGGAUACAUACCAGGCAUCAUCUAUGCCAUCUAUGCUAUCACCAAGUAGUUCAAGUACUGAUGCAGCAGAUCUGAUGCUUACUCUUCAGAUCUCAACUUCUGAUCAUACUUCCUCUUUGGAUUCAUGCUUUUUGUUUUUUUCUUUUCCUUAUUUUGUGAUUGUUUGGUGUGCUAUAUAUCUGAUCUCUCUACUUGUCCCGUCUGUCUAUAUUAUGCUGUACGUAAUUGGAGCGAACGUUUCUGUUGUAAAUUGAUGAAGUUAAUUAUGUAAUUUGAGACUUUCGGCAGUUUGUGACAAAAAAAAGAGGCAGGUAGAUAUGGCGGAUCAUAAAAGUUGAGUUUU